CUUUCCAGAGAUCCCACUCAGACCCCCAACCUUCAAAAUGUCUACUGCCGCCGCCGGACCCAACCCCAACGCCCCUCCCCGCCCCACCGCCCUCCUCAACACCGCCGAUGCCCUCAAGCAUCUCGACGAGUACCCCAGGGGUGACGGUCUUUCUCUCCAGGAGCUCAUGGACUCCAGGAAGAACGGUGGUUUGACCUACAACGACUUCUUGAUCCUCCCCGGCCACAUCAACUUCCCUGCCUCGGAUGUCUCUUUGCAGUCCAAGGCUACCAAGAACAUUGUCCUCAACACCCCUUUCCUCUCUUCCCCCAUGGACACCGUCACUGAGGACCGGUGAGCCACUACAAUGUCAGAAUCAAAACCAUAACUGAAGCGGCUUCAUAGAAUGGCCAUCGCUAUCGCCCUUCACGGUGGUCUCGGUAUCAUCCACCACAAUUGUACUGCUGAGGAGCAGGCCGCCAUGGUGCGAAGGGUGAAGAAGUACGAGAACGGUUUCAUCACCGACCCUGUCUGCUUGGGUCCCGAUGCCACUGUUGGCGACGCUCUUGACAUCAAGGCCAAGUUUGGCUUCUGUGGUGUUCCCAUCACUGAGAACGGUCAGAUCGGUAGCAAGCUCCUUGGUAUCGUCACUGGCCGAGACGUUCAAUUCCAGGACGCCGAGACCCCUAUCAAGUCUGUCAUGACCAAGGACGUCGUCACUGGCUCUUUCCCCCUCGCCCUCGAGAAAGCCAACUCUCUCCUGCGUGAGACCAAGAAGGGCAAGCUCCCUAUUGUCGACGCCUCCGGCAACCUCGUCUCUCUUGUCGCCCGAUCCGAUUUGCUCAAGAACCAAAACUACCCCUACGCCAGCAAGGUGCCCGAGAGCAAGCAGCUCUACUGUGGUGCUGCUAUCGGUACCCGACCCAGUGACAAGGAGAGGCUCAAGCUCUUGGCCGAGGCUGGCCUCGAUGUUGUCGUCUUGGACUCUUCCCAGGGUAACUCUACCUACCAGAUCGAGUUCAUUAAGUGGAUCAAGUCUACCUUCCCCAAGAUCGAUGUCAUUGCCGGUAACGUCGUGACCAGGGAGCAAGCUGCCCAGUUGAUCGUUGCGGGUGCCGACGGUUUGAGGAUCGGUAUGGGCUCUGGCUCUAUCUGUAUCACGCAGGAGGUCAUGGCUGUCGGUCGACCCCAGGGUACCGCCGUCUACGCCGUCGCCGAGUUUGCCAGCCGAUUCGGUAUCCCCUGUAUCGCUGACGGUGGUAUCGGAAACAUCGGUCACAUUGCCAAGGCCACCGCUCUUGGUGCCUCCGCUGUGAUGAUGGGUGGUCUCCUUGCCGGUACCACCGAAUCCCCCGGUGACUACUUCUACCACGAGGGCAAGCGAGUCAAGGUCUACCGAGGUAUGGGCUCCAUCGAGGCUAUGGAGCACACCCAGCGAGGUUCUGUUGCCGGCAAGCAGUCUAUGCUUGGUCUUGACAACGCCGCCACUGCCCGAUACUUCUCUGAGACCGACACUGUCAAGGUCGCCCAGGGUGUGUCUGGUGAUGUCGCCGACAAGGGUAGCAUCAACAAGUUUGUGCCUUACCUUUACACUGGUUUGCAACACUCUCUCCAGGACUCUGGUAUCAAGAGCAUCACUGAGCUCCACGAGGCUGCUCGCUCUGGUGCUUUGAGGUUUGAGCUCCGAACCGCCUCCGCUCAGGUCGAGGGUGGCGUCCACGGUUUGAACUCCUACACCAAGAGAUUGUUCGCCUAAGUGCGUUUGAUCAGGCUAGGUGGCUAGAAGUUUAGUUAGAAGAGUAGUUUUUGUUUUGGGAUGUUUUCAGAAUAAAACAUAGAUAUUAUUGUUUAGGCGUCAUUUGUACUUUACACCAUAUGAGACAAGGAUCAACAUAAGUCAUGGUCUGGUGUCUAUGUCUACAACAUG
Molecule: messenger RNA, 1906 nt
Organism: Cryptococcus amylolentus CBS 6039
Lineage: Eukaryota; Fungi; Basidiomycota; Tremellomycetes; Tremellales; Cryptococcaceae
Product: inosine-5'-monophosphate dehydrogenase, variant
Exons: 5
Coding region: 386-1735 (449 amino acids)
Biological process (GO): GTP biosynthetic process
Cellular component (GO): cytoplasm
Molecular function (GO): IMP dehydrogenase activity
Source: RefSeq, a predicted model, not a curated record